This is a messenger RNA of Sclerotinia sclerotiorum 1980 UF-70, 1038 nucleotides long. RefSeq lists its product as hypothetical. Gene Ontology annotation, biological process: translation. The record is from RefSeq and is a predicted model, not a curated record. Gene Ontology annotation, cellular component: mitochondrial large ribosomal subunit. The transcript has a single exon. The coding region runs from base 1 to 1038 and encodes 345 amino acids. Lineage: Eukaryota; Fungi; Ascomycota; Leotiomycetes; Helotiales; Sclerotiniaceae. Gene Ontology annotation, molecular function: structural constituent of ribosome.
AUGCGUCCACGAAUACAUACGCCCUCAAAGGCGAUAGCUUCCAUCCUCCGAUGUAAAAGGACUCCCCUCCGAAGUCGACAAUAUGCCACUGCGGCAGCAGCAUUUACGCCAGCAGCCUCGCACGAGCAAAUGACCCGAGCAUCCCCACCCAUAUCUCAAUUUCCCUCAACCCAACCACCAUCCUACAAACCCCCCGAAUUCCGCAAAUCUCAACUCCUCAGAAAGUAUGCUUCGCUACUUCGCUCUACACCCCUCAUGCUCCUCUUCGAACACAACAACCUCAAAGCUGGCGAAUGGGUAGCCAUACGUCGCGAACUUGCCAUUGCCCUCCGUAAAGUCGACGCAGCCCGAGAAGCAGAAGGACAACCCCACUUGAAUCUCGCAGAUGGCGUGAAGCUCGAAAUCGUUCAAACAGGAAUCCUAGCUGCUGCCCUUCUAAUCGUCGAAUUCUAUAAGCCAGAUGCCCAGGUUCCAAAGUUAGGUCCUACGAAUCCAGCAACUCCUUCUUCUGCGACUUUGCCUAUUGUGAACGCAAAGGGUGAUGGGUUAACACAUACACUUUCGAGCGCGGCUUAUGAGGCCAUUUCGGCUAAGAAGACUAAGAAUGCUCAUGAUCUAUCGCCGUUAUUGGCGGGUCCAGUUGUUCUUUUAACGUUCCCCGGUGUCUCUCCUCAGCAUUUGAAGACAGCUUUGACGAUAUUAUCACCUAGUGCUCCAUUGUUCCCUGCUCCUAAAAAGAGGGUAAAUCCUGGAUGGCAUGACCCUACUGUUCAGAGUGGGUUACAGAAGUUAUUGUUGCUAGGAGCGAGAGUAGAAGGUAAAGUGUUUGAUGUCGAUGGCACGAAAUGGGUCGGAAGUAUCGAGGGAGGUCUGGAUGGUUUACGAGCCCAAUUGAUGGCCAUGCUUCAAGGUAUCGGUGGUGGGAUUACAAAUGUCUUGGAGGGUGCUGGAAAGAGUUUAUACCUCACCGUUGAGGGUAGAAGGAUGAUGUUAGAAGAUGAGGAAAAAGGUCCUUCCGAAGAACCUCCUAAGGAGUAA